Messenger RNA from Danaus plexippus (monarch butterfly), 1335 nucleotides. RefSeq lists its product as uncharacterized. The coding region runs from base 268 to 1335 and encodes 355 amino acids. The record is from RefSeq and is a predicted model, not a curated record. NCBI's taxonomy places the organism in Eukaryota, Metazoa, Arthropoda, Insecta, Lepidoptera, Nymphalidae. The transcript has 2 exons.
AUGAAACUCUUUGGUUCGUCAUUUAAAUUUACCGCGCAUUCUCCAUAUAUUAUCUGUGGUGACGGCAAAGGCAGGUUUUUUGCUGGAUUGUCUAAUAUGGAGAUUGCACUUAAUUAAUUACUUACUAAUAAGUUAACUAAUAAGAAACUAUAAAUAAAUAAGAUUGUUUGAAGCAAUAGCAUUUAAUGUUGUUUCUCUUUACAGAGCAACAACUUGGCAAUUGUUUCACUUAUUACAAAACAACAUUAAUUAUAGCUGUUGUAAACAAUGGAAAAGUUAAAAUUCGAGGUUGUUAUAAAACCGGGUGAAGAUCCAAAAACAAACAUAAUGUGCAUAACCUCAAUUAUGGAUGCAGAUAGAAAUACCUUUUUGAUUCCGGAGCAAUUACAAUCAGUGAAACUACACGAUGUGUUAACACAGACGAAAAUUUUUCAAAAAGUAAGAACUACACUGCAAAGAAGACAUGAAAAACGACAAGUAUGGAUUUCUGUUACACCGGAGUUACAUGAUGCCUACAUGGAUGAAGAUGGAAAUAUGCAAUUUAAAGGUUAUUUACUGGAAGAAGUUACAUAUAUUUCACAAAAGCAGACUUCUACGGACACGACAACAGAAGCUCUUUCAAGAAUGUUGGCUAAUUUUGCUGAAUCGGAGAAGGAGCCUAAACUGUUCAAUUUAAAGAAAUUAUCUGAAAUGUUUGUAAUCGAUAAAUUUACACUAAAAACGUCAAAUGCAACACAAUGGAUGAUCAUCUUCGAAACUGAAUGUGCUCGUGUGGGUAUAAGUGAUGAUAUUCACAAAAUUCAAGGGUUAAGGUUAUUUUUAGAUGAUUCUUGUCAAGAUUGGUAUAGUUCCAUGCUUAUAAAGUAUACAUUGAAUUCUGAAUGGUGUAUUUGGAAAAAGAAUUUUUGUGAAACAUAUAUGAACAAAGGCUGGACGCCGGUAAGAUAUGCUUUUUUAUUUAAGUAUAGGCAGGGAUCGCUACUAGAAUAUGCUUUAAAGAAAGAGAGGCUUUUAUUAGAGACAAGUAAGUUAAUAGAUAAAACCACUUUAAUUAAUUUAAUUGUAACUGGGUUACCUAAUUUUAUAGCUGAUGAAAUUGAUAGAAGUGAUAUAAAGGAAACUGAACAGUUAUUUAAUAGUAUUCGUGGGUUAGAACAUCUAAAUAAAAAAAAAAUUGAAAAUAGGGAAACACAUGUUGAAAAUAAAAUUAAAGAAAAAUCUUUAAGGAAAAACCGUGCAAAAUCUGUGAAAAAGAAAAGAAAGGAAUUCGAUAUCAUUCAGAGUCUGUAUGUUGGUUCAGGAAUAAAAAUGAUAAUCAAUAUAAAAAAGAGUUGA